This is a messenger RNA of Ixodes scapularis (black-legged tick), 1159 nucleotides long. Its product is annotated as tigger transposable element-derived protein 6-like. Gene Ontology annotation, cellular component: nucleus. Gene Ontology annotation, molecular function: DNA binding. Lineage: Eukaryota; Metazoa; Arthropoda; Arachnida; Ixodida; Ixodidae. Bases 50 to 1159 code for a protein of 369 amino acids. The record is from RefSeq and is a predicted model, not a curated record. The transcript has a single exon.
GUACAGCAUCGUCGGGAAGGUGCUCAGCGGUGAAGCGAGCUGUGUGAACAUGGCUGUAGUCGGCGACUGGCUGUCAGAAAAUGUGCUCGACAUUCUUGGAAAAUACACUCCCAGCGACGUCUACAAUGCCGACGAGAGCGGCCUCUUUUACCAGAUGCUACCUAAAAAGGCUCUCGCGCUGAAGGGCCAGACGUGCCAUGGCGGUAAGCACAGCAAACAGAGGCUCACUCUCUUGCUGUGCGUUAACAUGGACGGCAGCGACAAACGAGACCCCCAUGUUAUCGGCAAGAGCGCAAGGCCGCGAUGCUUUAAGGGCACGAAAAGGCUUCCUGUGAAGUACAUUGCAAACUCAAAAGCUUGGAUGUCGCGUGCCAUUUUCAUCACACGGCUCGAAGAAUUUGACAGCGACAUGCGCCGCCAGAAAAGGAACGUCUGCCUGUUGCUGGAUAACUGCACCGCCCACUACAUGCCAGCGGUUGAGCUCACCAACGUGGAGCUCCGGUACUUCCCCCCAAAUGCUACGUCCGUGGUCCAGCCUCUAGACCAAGGGAUUAUUAAUAGCGUUAAGUGCGCAUACAAGCGUCGAGUCGUUGAAAGGGUUCUUCUGAACCUGGACCUGAAGCGCGAUACGAAGAUCGACGUCUUCAUGGCGGUUGAGAUGGUGGCGGCGGCUUGGAGGGCAACGAGGCAGUCGGUAAUUGUCAACUGCUUCAGAAAUUCUGGCUUCGGUACGCCGGGCCGCGAAACUGCCGAAGCUGCACCGGACUGCGCGGGCGCCGUGCACCAGCACGAAGAUGCCUGGGAGCGCCUUCGCUUAGCGGAUGAAGUGCCGACAGGGAUGAGUUUCUCCGACUACGUAAACGCUGACGCAAACGCCGUCACGACUGAAGUUCUGGAUGACGGGGACAUCUUGAGGCUUGUUGGAAGCGUGGAGGGAGUGGCGGCUGACGAUGUUGACGACGACAGUGAGGUUACCGAAGCUCCCGUGCCGACACCAGGCCAAGUGAUGGAUGCAAUUGACCUGCUGCGGCAGUUUGCUGGAGCACACGAGGGAACCGAAGAUGCGCUGGAUGCACUUCAGGCCUACGAGAAGUCAGUCCGGCCGCUGCUCACAAAGCGCACGCAAGCAAAGAUAACCGACUUCUUUGCUGGAAAAUAA